AUGGUUAUAAUCAAUGAUAUUAGAGACAAUUAUUUUUCCCUAAUAGUUGAUGAGUCUCGAGACAGUUCAGUGAAAGAGCAAAUGGGAGUUGUUUUGAGAUAUGUGAACAAAGAAGGGCGUGUGAUUGAACGUUUCCUUGCAAUUGUACAUGUGUCUGACACCACAUCUCUUUGUUUGAAAGAUGCAAUUGAUUCUUUAUUCGCGCAACACGGAUUAUCAUUAUCCAAAUUGAGAGGUCAAGGAUAUGAUGGAGCUUCAAAUAUGCGAGGUGAGUUCAAUGGUUUGAAGGCCCUUAUAUUACAAGAAAAUCCCUAUGCGAUGUAUAUUCACUGUUUUGCUCACCAGCUCCAGUUAGUUAUUGUUGUUGUUGCUAAGGGAAAUAUCAUUGUCAGUGAAUUCUUUGUCUAUGUCUCUAUGAUUGUCAAUUUAACUGGAGCAUCAUGUAAAAGGAGAGAUCAAUUAAGACAAAUAGAACAUGAUAAGAUUGUUACACUUUUAGACAGUGGAGAUAUUAUUAGUGGAAAAGGCAAAAAUCAAGAAACUAGUUUAGCAAGACCAGGGGAUACUCGUUGGGGAUCACACUAUCUAACAUUACUUCGUCUAUCCUCUAUGUGGGCCUCGGUGAUUGGAAUAUUGGGAAAUAUACAAGAUGAUGCCACCACUUCUGACAAUAGAGGUAUGGCCAGGGGUUUGAUUGAUAGAAUGAAUGAUUAUGAGUUUGUUUUUGCAUUGCACCUGAUGAAGUAUUUAUUGGGAAUCACAAAUGACUUGUCACUUGUUUUGCAACAAAGGGAUCAAAAUAUUGUCCAAGCCAUGAGUUUGAUUGAUACUAUGAAAUCUCAAUUGCAAGACUUUAGGGAAGAGGGAUGGCAAAUAAUUUUAGAUGAAGUCAACAAUUUUUGUGAGUUGAAUAUGAUUCCCGUGAUUGAUAUGGAAGACAGUAUAGCAAUCCGUGGCAAUGCCAGGCGCAGUCGCAGAGGUCAAACCAUCACUAAUUUUCAUCAUUAUCGCGUGGAAAUUUUUUGUGAGGUUGUUGAUUUAAUUAUACAAGAGAUGAAUAAUCGUUUCUCGGAAGUUAGCACGGAAUUGCUUAGUUGCAUUGCAUGUCUUGAUCCAAAAAGUUCUUUCUCUCAAUUCAAUGUGCAGAAACUACUCCGUCUUGCUGAUUUAUAUCCUGAAGACUUCUCAAGUAACGAUUAUUUAUAUCUUGAGUCUCAACUUCGAAAUUAUAUUUAUAAUGUGCAACGCGAUCCUCAAUUUUCAGAAGUUGAAGAUUUGGGAAGUCUUGCUCAACAAAUGGUUAAAACUGGUAAAAAUACAGUUUUUCCAUUGGUUUAUCGUCUGAUCCAGUUGGCAUUAGUUCUACCAGUUGCGACUGCUUCUGUUGAAAGAGUAUUUUCUGCAAUGAAUAUUGUCAAGACUGAUUUGCGCAACAAAAUGGGAGACGAGUGGAUGAAUGACUGUCUGGUUGUAUACAUCGAGAAGGAUAUUUUUGCAACAAUUGAAAAUGAGCAAAUAUUGCAGCGUUUUCAACGGAUGAAGACUCGCAGAAUGCAAUUGCCUCCUCUUCGUUAUUCGAGGGCAACAACUACCAAUACUUCAAGUGUUAAUCAAUAA
Coffea eugenioides is the source of this 1617-nucleotide messenger RNA. RefSeq names its product zinc finger MYM-type protein 1-like. Gene Ontology annotation, molecular function: protein dimerization activity. The coding region runs from base 1 to 1617 and encodes 538 amino acids. Lineage: Eukaryota; Viridiplantae; Streptophyta; Magnoliopsida; Gentianales; Rubiaceae. The transcript is spliced from 2 exons. The record is from RefSeq and is a predicted model, not a curated record.